AUGGGCGAUUAUUUCAAACCAAAAGUCAUCAACUUUGAAAAUGUGAGUUUGAAGUAUGACACUUUAGACUCGGCUGUUAUGAAUGAAAUUGUGGAAGAAACAACAAACAGAAACAUCCAAACUUUACACAUUGAAGUCGCUCAUAAUAAUAUGGACAAAAUAUCUCUUUCUUGUAUUAAAGCAAAAAGAAUUGAGUUAUUUGUUACACGUGGAAAAACACUGAAAUUUACCAAAUGUGAGACAUUGUCUGACAUCUAUGUGAACACUAAAAUGUGUGCUGUUGAUCUCAAAACACUUCUUGACAUUCAGUCGCUUGAGAGAAUUGAAAUCAAAGGAAAUUGUAUAUUGGAGAAAACCACAAAGGAACACUAUGAAGUGCACAUGCCAGAACACUACAAAAGUGUUGUUUUUCACACAAAAUUUGCGUUAAACACACUUUUUGAUUAUUCGCAAUGUUACAAAACACUUCAAAAAAUAAAGAUGAACACAUCUGAUGCUGAAAUUGACUUGUUUAAAUUUGGAGAAUUGCUUGAUAUAGAUAUUGAAAGCACAUCUCCAACACACUGCACUCUCACUCUUCCAAACAUCAACAGAAGACCAACAACUUUUAAUACAAAGGAUUAUAGUAGACCUUAUAAAGCAACUUUGGUAUUCAAGUCAAAGAGUGCAAAGCUGUGUGUCUACAAUUUGCGCAAUUUGACUGAAAUUGACAUUGAAGGCGACAUCGAUGAAUUGGACUUGAGUGAUUGUACGCUGUGUGAAAAGCUGCGAGUUGUUUCAAGUGCAAAAGAGACUCUAAUAACACCACAGUCUUUCUAUCAGCUUUAUCAGUUGUUUGAUAAAACAAGGAGCUUGGCGUCCCUUUAUUACAACCCAAUUUGUUAUUCAUUCAUUUUGAGAGAAAUUGCAUUUAAAGGGAAUGUGAAUAUCAAGCACAAUCAAUUGUAUUUCAGAGUCGUGUUUUGUGUUGAUGUGGAUACUAACAUAGACAUUGAUUCAAAGUACAUUAAUCAAAUAUCAAUUUUUGGCGUUAGAAGAUUAAAUUUUGGAGAUGUCAAUGUACAAGAUAAAACAGUUAUGGAAAAGCAGACAAAAGAAACGUUAGAAAUUGCUACAAAAAAUCGCAACAUCAAAAUUGGAAAACAAACACCAAAAUUCAAACUAAUUGGAAAUCUUUUUUAUUUUGUUGCAGAACACUUGACAGAAGAUGACAAAGAAGACAUCAAGUUUGAUACUAACAGAAAAAGAAAGAUGGGAAAAUCUCAACAGAAAACAAAACAUUCAAAAAACAUGUUGUGUGUUGAACAACAAUACGAUGAUCACUUUAUCAAUUCAGAAGAUGUUGAUUCAAACGAUUCAGAAUGUGAAUGA
Entamoeba invadens IP1 is the source of this 1371-nucleotide messenger RNA. RefSeq lists its product as hypothetical. The transcript has a single exon. The record is from RefSeq and is a predicted model, not a curated record. Lineage: Eukaryota; Evosea; Mastigamoebida; Endamoebidae. Bases 1 to 1371 code for a protein of 456 amino acids.